AUGAGACACAGAGGCACAGCUCUGACAUUCCGCCAAAAAUUUAGUGGAAAGAAAAGGCUCUUUCUUUCUCUCGCGGAGCUUUCACCUUCCUUCUCAAGUUUCCUUGCUCUAAAGGCAAUGGCGUGGCUUCCUCUGUGGUUGACGGUGGCUCUGCUAAUCUCACCCGCCCGUUCCCUCACCUGCAAAUCCCAGAGUUUCACCAACAACAGGCUCUACUCCAACUGCCUCGACCUCCCUACCCUCAGCUCCUACCUCCACUGGACCUACGAUUCGUCCAAUUCAUCCCUUACCCUCGCCUUCGUGGCGCCUCCGGCCAAAUCCAACGGCUGGAUCGCCUGGGGUCUGAAUCCGACGGGGACGGGCAUGGCGGGGGCCCAGUCCCUGCUGGCCAUGAGGACAUCGGACGGCGCGGUGGUUGUCAAGACCUACAACAUCAGCUCCUACAGCGACGUCGUGGAGACGCCAAAGCUCUCCCUGGAGGUGUGGGACCAGAGCGCCGAGUACUCCGGCGGCGACUUGAGGAUCUUCGCGAAGAUGAAGGUACCGAAGAAGGCCUCGUCUGUCAACUACAUAUGGCAGGUGGGGUCCUCCGUCACCGACGGCAGGCCUGUCAAGCACGAGUUUCAGCCCCCAAAUCUCAACGCCAAAGGAACUCUUAGCUUGACCGGCUCUCAGACUGGGACUACUACCACCGCCGGUUCUGGUGUGGGCUCCAGGACCAAGAGGAAGAAUAUUCACGGCAUAUUGAACGCUAUAAGCUGGGGAAUUCUGUUUCCACUGGGAGCAGUCAUAGCCAGGUACGCAAGGAGUUUUGAGUCCGCCGAUCCGGCAUGGUUUUACCUUCAUGUGUUCUGUCAGAUAUCCGCUUAUGCCAUCGGAGUCGCCGGCUGGGCAACCGGAUUGAAGCUCGGAAGCGAGUCGAAAGGCAUCCAAUGGUCCAGCCACCGCAAUAUCGGCAUUGCCCUCUUCAGCCUCGCAACUGUGCAGAUUUUUGCGCUUUUCUUAAGGCCAAAGAAGGAGCACAAGUACAGAUUCUACUGGAACAUAUACCACCACGGCCUCGGGUACGCCAUAAUUGUGCUUGGCGUUCUAAACGUUUUCAAAGGACUUAACAUUCUAAAACCUGCGGAGAAGUGGAAAUCUGCUUACAUAAUAGCCAUAGGGGCGUUGGGUGGAAUUGCCUUGAUUUUGGAAGCAGUUACUUGGGUUGUAGUGUUGAGAAGGAAGAAGUCAAACAAGUCCACUAAGCCCUGUGAUGGGUUCAACAAUGGUCAAGCCACGCAACGACCCCUAGCUAUAUGAUUUUUGGAUCCGUGAAUUAAAUUGACUUUUGUAAUAUUCUUAUCUCUCUGUUAUUUUAGACCUUUAUCUAUGUCAUUCCUUUUUCUAUUUCUUUUUUUUUUCCCGUUGUUUGAUCCACCUAUAUUCUUCUGUAUAAUGGCUCGAGUGUUCAUUCGGAUGUUUGUUAGGACAAUAUAUACACACGGAUUGUCAGAUCUCAGUUUGUCUA
Molecule: messenger RNA, 1510 nt
Organism: Morus notabilis
Lineage: Eukaryota; Viridiplantae; Streptophyta; Magnoliopsida; Rosales; Moraceae
Product: cytochrome b561 and DOMON domain-containing protein At3g25290
Exons: 3
Coding region: 1-1302 (433 amino acids)
Source: RefSeq, a predicted model, not a curated record